CCCAUUCCUUACGUCCCACUGCCGUUCCCCCGCCUCAGGCCCUCCUCCUCCUCCUCCUCCACCUCCCGUGCGGUUGCUGCGGGAGUGGGUCGGGAGUGGUGCCACAGCUACGACCUGAGCAAGCAGCUGGGGGAGCAGGGGCUGGUGGCGAGGGGAGGCGCACUGGAGCUGCUGGAUUGCUCCUGCUCCUCCACCUCCACAUUCACCUCCUUGCCCCUUUCCGGCGGCUCCCCAUCAGCAACCCCUUCCCCGCUAUCCCGGCCAUCACCGUCACCACCACCACCUUGCCGGGGGCCCUACGACACCGCUGACGCACAUGCAGCUGGCUUCCUGGCCUCCCUCACACCGGGGGGCGCGGGGGCUCCUGCUGCUGCUGCUGGGGGUGUUGGCCGGCUGGUUAUCGAGUCCGCAGGGAGCCUGGCUUGGGCGAGAGCAGCAGCUGCGACAGCAGCAGGUGGCGGUGGUGAUAGGGAGGGCCAGCAGGACAUGGAGCGGCUGUCGGAGCAGGGCCUUAUGCGGCUGCUGUACAAUGUACGGCAAAGGGUGCAGCAGAGCAAGUGUGCCGUACUGGUCACAGUGCCUGCAGGCCUGCUGAGCCCCGGCUGCUCCCGGCGUCUGCCCCACCUGGCUGACAGCGUGUGGCAGCUGGAGGGGCUGGCGGACGACUCGCAGCUGCACCGCCUGCUGCCCGACCCAAACAG
Molecule: messenger RNA, 701 nt
Organism: Astrephomene gubernaculifera
Lineage: Eukaryota; Viridiplantae; Chlorophyta; Chlorophyceae; Chlamydomonadales; Astrephomenaceae
Source: the annotation of a GenBank genome assembly